AUGGCAGAAGUUCCACGUAAUUUUCGACUCCUUGAAGAAUUGGAGAAAGGCGAAAAGGGGAUUGGCGAUGGCACUUGCAGCUAUGGGUUGGCGGACGACGACUUGCUUAUGCAUAGGUGGCACGCUACUAUUCUCGGACCUCCUCACUCAGUCCAUGAAAACCGCAUCUACAGCUUGACCAUUUAUUGUGGUGACGAUUAUCCUGAUGCUCCUCCUACGGUGCAGUUUGUAUCUCGCAUUAACAUCCCCAGUGUGAAUCCACAAGAUGGCAAGGUUGAAAAGAAUCGCUUGCCAUGCCUUGCUCAGUGGCGUCGUUCAUCCACCUUGGAGACCAUUCUUUUGGAAUUGAGGAGAGAAAUGGCCACGGUCGGUCGUAAGUUACCCCAGCCUCCAGAAGGUACCAACUUUCAAUAG
Molecule: messenger RNA, 414 nt
Organism: Lichtheimia ornata
Lineage: Eukaryota; Fungi; Mucoromycota; Mucoromycetes; Mucorales; Lichtheimiaceae
Exons: 5
Coding region: 1-414 (137 amino acids)
Biological process (GO): DNA damage tolerance; protein K63-linked ubiquitination
Cellular component (GO): nucleus
Source: RefSeq, a predicted model, not a curated record